AUGGGCUCAACUUCUGUUGGGCCUCAGAUAACGAAACCCACUUGUUGUCUUGAUUUAGGCAUUAAGGAUCAUUUGGAGGCCUAUGAAGUGAUUUCUCCUCUUAUAGAGAUCCUGGUGGAGGUCCAAGCAGAAAAACACAGUGGGCCACGGGGUGGACCCAAAAAUAUGCCAAAAGGGCCAGGUAGGUUGGAACAGAGAAUUAGCAAAGCCCUUGGAGUGAAUAAGAAGAUCAAACAGAGCCCAUUUCUAGGCAGUCGUUAUCAUAAACAUGCGUCCUUACUUCGAGAAGACCCCGCACCGGGGUGCACAGCUUUGAACGGUGUUUCCCGUCCAUUAUCUUCGACGACGAGCCCAGGCGAUGGGCAAAGGUCGAGGAAAUUAACCGGUAGUUAA
Arabis nemorensis is the source of this 393-nucleotide messenger RNA. The record is from the annotation of a GenBank genome assembly. NCBI's taxonomy places the organism in Eukaryota, Viridiplantae, Streptophyta, Magnoliopsida, Brassicales, Brassicaceae.